Rotaria sp. Silwood2 is the source of this 1506-nucleotide messenger RNA. The record is from the annotation of a GenBank genome assembly. Lineage: Eukaryota; Metazoa; Rotifera; Eurotatoria; Philodinida; Philodinidae.
AUGUCACCGAUUGGAAAACGAAAUACACGAUCACGUACAGUUAUGAACGAAGAAGAUACGACAAAAAAAUCAAUGUCAAUAUCCUCAAUACAAAAAAAUAAUGGUAAAAGAAUUUGUUUUUAUCAUAGAAGUCAAUUAAAAUCUUUAGGUCAACGAGUUGGUGUUAAACGAGCUGGUACUAAACGAACCUUAAAUAAAGAAAAACAAUCGUUCAAUGAGCGAGGCGCUGCUUUGGCAUCCGACGAAAUGAUAACAAAUUCAUCAAUCGAUCAACGUACAUAUAGUAUGUUACAACCUGUUGCUUUUGAUGCAUUUGAUAAUCUACACGGUCCACCAAAUUCACCACGUCCACUUAUAAUUGAUACAACGGAAGAAACAGUAUAUUCACAAGUCCGUGAAUCCAAUGUUGAAGAACAAAAACGAUCAAAUGAAACAUUCAAUUCAUCACGUACACCACUCGGGAAUAAAAAAUCCAAAAAUAAAUUGUCAAACAAUGUUGCAAAUUCCUAUGUUACUACGGAUUAUUCUACAAAUAGUGAUGAACAAGAAAUUUCGACGAAUAACAACAAAACGAAUGUCAACAGAGCAGUUGCUGUUGACACAAACACAUCCAAUGCUUAUUCACACACACCAAAUCAUGAUAGAAACGUAUCCAAUACUUAUUCACAGACACCAAGUCAAUCAAUUGUUGUUUCAGUAGAUAGGUCUCCACGAAGUUCAAAUGAAGAAAAUGCCUUCAAUCGUCGAACACCAGCUCCACGACGUCCAUCUCGUAAUCAACAAGCUAAUAAUCAUGCUGCAACGGGAUCCAACAAUUCAUUUUCCAUGGAUUCUAUAUCAUCCGAAACGUAUGAAAUAUUGUCUCGAUUUAUUGAAUUUCGACAAUUAGUAAAAGCCUAUAACACUGAACGACAAUCAGCUGAAACAUGGAUGCGUGAUUUUGCUCGCCUUAAACGAAAAUAUAAACAACUGCAAGAGAAUUCUUUUCCUCGGCCACCGGCAAGUGCCUUAAAUUAUCUACUUGAUUUAGUGACACAGAUUCAACGAUCCAGUGGUCAGAGUGAUUCUCGAACUGAUGAACAACUGGCUAGGGAUUUAGGUGUCAAUCAAAUUAUUUUGAUGAGUUUAAAGCAUUCAACUCCUCAACAAACGGCACUUAAUGUAUUUAACCACCUUUAUCCGGGUUAUUCUACCAAAAUUGAAUUAGACUCGAUUGCCAAGCUGGAGUUAUUGAAACCUGGUCUGGUUGAAUCAAUAUUGGUUUUUGCUCAACGCGCUGCACCUGGCGUCAGAUACAAGAUGGAAGAUGUUCGGGAAGCCUUAAGCAGUUGUAUUAGAGGAGCUCGAUAUCAACAACGAAAAGCAAAUCGUGGUAUUGCUAAUGUUCUGUAUUUAUUGGAGAACCACAAUGAUGAUCAAACUGGUUCUCGAAGAAACAUGAAUCAAAAUGUUAACCACGAUGAUGAAAGUGAUACAAAUGUUAUGGACAUCGAUGAAUCUAUUUAA